UAUUUAUGUUGAGUUACGCCGGCGCAUUUGAUCCUCAAUAUUUAACGCAAUGCCAUUUGCAGCCAUAAAUUUGCAAAAUGGGUGACAAAUUAGUGCGGCUAAGAUUUUUGUUUGGAGUAACUCACCUGGCGAUUUUGUGUGUCGUUUAUUUUUGGAAACGAGAAGAUAUUGCAAAACAUGUGCUACUUGUUUACUUGCUGAAUUAUAGUGAUGACUUAAGGAUGAAUAAUUUAGAUCUUGCACUGGAGAAAAAGAUUGAGAUGUUAACAAUGAUUUUGAUAACUGGCAUUUCUUUGAUUUGUAUUGAAUUAAGCCUUUUUAUUGGAGGUCUUUCGAUGUUUAAAAACUGGCAAUGCUUGAAUUCCACUCUCUGCCACUUCAUUGGAGCUUGUGCAUCAUCAUAUUUACUCUUUACAGGAUGGAAUGAGUUACAUUUCGCAAUUACUUUUUUCAUUUCGAUUGUAAUUCCUUCCUUAGCGGAGGGCUUUAUUCUCAUUGAUCAUUUAUUGAAGAAAGUGUAAUGCACUCAAAUUCUCAUUGGUUAUUUAUUUAAGAAAUUGUAAUAUACUCAUAUUAUCAUUGAUUAUUUCCAAAAGUAAAUAAUGCAUUCACAUGAUCCAAACAGGUUUGAAUAAAAUGUG
Uloborus diversus is the source of this 641-nucleotide messenger RNA. RefSeq lists its product as uncharacterized. Lineage: Eukaryota; Metazoa; Arthropoda; Arachnida; Araneae; Uloboridae. Gene Ontology annotation, biological process: protein localization to ciliary transition zone; non-motile cilium assembly. The transcript is spliced from 4 exons. Bases 78 to 521 code for a protein of 147 amino acids. Gene Ontology annotation, cellular component: MKS complex. The record is from RefSeq and is a predicted model, not a curated record.